Molecule: messenger RNA, 403 nt
Organism: Penaeus chinensis
Lineage: Eukaryota; Metazoa; Arthropoda; Malacostraca; Decapoda; Penaeidae
Product: venom protein 302-like
Exons: 3
Coding region: 108-362 (84 amino acids)
Cellular component (GO): extracellular region
Source: RefSeq, a predicted model, not a curated record
GGAGAAAAAAUAAGAAAAAAAAUCGACUUCGACGCUGUAAUAAGUACCGUGAGGCGGCGAGGAAGCCAAGCCAGUCGUGCAACAGCCGCCGUACAGACACCACCACCAUGCGCGCCUCUCUCGUCCUCCUCGCUGGCGUCGUCCUCCUCGCUCUCCUGUGCGGGACCGAGGCUCACAAGUGCGAGGAUUGCAGCACCGUCUCCUGCCCGGGCACAGCCGACUGCAUCCACGGCACCCAGCGCGAACACUGCGGCUGCUGCGACGUCUGCUUGAGGGCUGCCGGCGAGAAAUGUGACGGUCACGAGCACAUGGACGGCAUUUGCAUAAACCCACUGAAAUGCAAGAAAAACGUUUGUACUUAGAAAUUCUACGCUGUUGAUCCUUGUGUACACUGAAAAGAAUG